AUAUUGGCCAAUAAGACAAGAUGGCGGCAAAUGUUGAAAUUGUCAACCGAGCUUGGACUGUUUUAACAGACACUUUAACACCUGGAGCAAAAAAAACUUCCCAGGCAUAUAUCAGUACAGAAGUUGAAUUCCAGAAUGCCGUAGAAAUUCUAUGCAAGCAAGAUUUAGGACACAUCAUAGAGGAAUGGUUUCUAGAUACUUUACAAGAGGAUUUGCGACAAAAAGUUGGCCCACAAUUUUGGAACUACUUUUCUGAACAGCCAAGUGAAACAGACCAACUUCUUCAAGCAGUUGAAUAUUUACAUAAAGUGACAAUGGACUACCUCCCUUGUAUUCAAAGACUUGAAUCCACAACACAGAUUAAACGUUGGAGGAAGUCUUCCACCUUAUUUAAUACUUCCUCUCUGACAGAAGCGUUUAUACUUCUAAUGAAGUCAACUUUGUUUUCCAUUUUUCCAAGAACUUUUCAAGAAAUAGUGAAUAAAUUUUAUUCAGAUGCAUUUAAAGUGUUUCAUCAUACAACAACUGAACCUGAUCAAGACAGUGAAGAUGACGAAGAGACCAGCUGUAAAGGGUGUGAACAGCCAACAGAGACAUGCUUAUGUCAACACAUAAUGUCUAACUUCCAUAAUCUCAACAGAAAACUAGAUGACAUUGGUAUCCUGGAGAGAGUUUCUGGAACAGCUGUCACAAAUAUUGUACAUGAACGAAUAAAGACAUAUGUGGAAAACUCCUGCAAAGGCAACUUUGAAACAUCUUAUAUUGAUAUAUUGGAAACAUGGUUAGAUACAAAAGUCCUUGGUUGGUUGCACCUGGUUUAUUCAGGUAACAGAACACAUAUCUACUCUGACUGUAUUGAUGGAUUCAAAGGGAGGUUACUCCAUUUCCUGUAUGAAUCUUUUGCCAACAUUCAAAUUGAGCAGCUCUUCAAUAUCAUAAUAGAAUUUCCUGAAUCUGAACCAGCAAUUUUAGAUCUUAAAUUGUGUUUAGAGAAAACUGAUGUGAGGACACAGUUGGUUACAUCAUUGAAAUCAGCAUUAGAAACCAGACUUUUACAUCCAGGUGUAAACACAUCAGAUAUAUUAACAGCUUACAUUGCUGCUAUCAGAGCUCUUCGAGUUUUAGAUCCGGCUGGUGUUAUCCUAGAACUUGUUUGCCACCCUGUCAGAAAAUACUUAAGGUCCCGUGAUGAUACAGUCAGAUGUAUAGUUUCUAAUUUAACUGAUGAUGGAAGUAAUGAAUUAUUAGAUGAGUUGAUUAAAGGACAGCCAUUACUACUUGAUGAGACAGGACAUAGUGAUAAUGAAGAUGAAGAUUGGGAGAAAUGGAUGCCUGAUCCUGUAGAUGCUGAUCCAUCUACCACAUCCAAGAGUAGAAGAGCUUCAGAUAUUAUAAGUAUGCUUGUCAACAUUUACGGAAGUAAGGAAUUAUUUGUUAAUGAAUACAGAACUUUACUAGCAGAUAGAAUCCUCACUCAAUUUAAUUAUGAAAUUGAGAAAGAGAUUCGCUACUUAGAACUACUUAAAUUAAGAUUUGGAGAGACACAAUUACAUUUUUGUGAAGUGAUGUUGAAAGAUGUAGCUGAUUCCAAAAGACUGAAUACCAGAGUUACUGAAGCUAGAAAUAAAAGUGGUGAAAGAGGGGAAAUUGAUGUAAAUGCAAUGGUUUUAUCAGCUCAAUUUUGGCCAGCAUUCAGGGAAGAGAAGAUAACUCUUCCAGAAGUAAUGCAGGAAUCACUGAAGGAAUACACAAAGAAAUUUGAGGCUCUGAAGGGAAAUAGAACGUUAAACUGGAAACCACAUUUAGGUCUUGUUAACAUUGAUAUAGAGCUUAAAGAUAGAACAAUAAACUUUAACGUGUCUCCGGUUCAUGCUGCCAUUAUUAUGCAGUUUCAGAAACAAGAAAAAUGGACAGUUGAAGACUUGAGCAAUGAGUUACAAAUGCCAGCAACAGCAUUGAGGAGAAAGAUAGCCUACUGGCAAACACAGGGUUUACUCAAGGAGGAAACAACAGACACGUUUCUGUUAGUGGAAGAACAUAAGGGCAGAACACAUGAUGUUAUUGUUACUGACGAUGAUGAGACAGAAUCAGCCAUGGCCUCAGCUCAGUCACAGAGGGAGGAGGAAUUACAGGUAUUCUGGUCAUAUAUAGUGGGAAUGUUGACUAAUUUAGAAAGCCUUCCUUUAGAAAGAAUACACACAAUGUUGAGAAUGUUUGCAAUGCAAGGACCAACUACCAUGGAAUGCAGUACACAAGAGCUAAAAGGAUUUCUAGAUAGAAAAGUUAAAGAACAAAAACUAUUAUAUGCCGGAGGAGUUUAUAGGCUACCAAAGUCAAGCUGAAUAAAUUUAAUAAAUAGUUAA
This is a messenger RNA of Mytilus californianus (California mussel), 2363 nucleotides long. RefSeq names its product anaphase-promoting complex subunit 2-like. The record is from RefSeq and is a predicted model, not a curated record. Gene Ontology annotation, molecular function: ubiquitin protein ligase binding. Bases 21 to 2342 code for a protein of 773 amino acids. Gene Ontology annotation, cellular component: anaphase-promoting complex. NCBI's taxonomy places the organism in Eukaryota, Metazoa, Mollusca, Bivalvia, Mytilida, Mytilidae. Gene Ontology annotation, biological process: ubiquitin-dependent protein catabolic process. The transcript has 12 exons.